GAGCGAUGUGUGAUGGACGGCCAGGAACGGCCGGCGUUGGUGCGUGAUGGACGGCUGGGAUGUGAUCGAGCAGAGGGUGAGAGGGUGGAGGAGAAACGGGAGGGUAUAAAAGCUGCGUUUGAAAGAGAGAGAGAGCAUUUCGUUUGUGUCCGACGAGGAAGAAGGAGAGAGCCCCCUGCGGUCCUCGCCGUUCUCUCUCUGCGCGUAUGCGUUUCUGUGAAUUCUUGAUUUUCUUUCGCCUUCCUUCACUUUUCAGGGAAGUAAAACGGAGGAUUUCUAGUUGAGAAUUGGUGAGAAUUCGUUACUGAAGCGGUGAAGUUGUUCUUAUUUUGUUUGAGGAUCUGGAACUGUUUGGUUCAUUGGAUUUUGCGCACCUACACAUGCACAGAAGAGAGAAGAGAAGAGGGAGGGAGAGGAGAAGAAGAAGAUAGAAGAGAGAGGACAUAAACUUUUCAAAUUUGUACGUUGUCACAUAAUCAUUCAAGAGAGGAGAGAAGUAGAGAAGGGUGAGGGGAGAGCGAUUUGAGUUUCAGAGAUACGUUUCCGGGGGUUUGAGGGGGUUUCAGGAAGAUUGCGAAUUGUAUUCUGGGAGAAUUUGGAGAGACUGGAGGGGACUGUAUCUUCUACGGAGAUCAGCGUCUGGAUUUGAAAGAUCGGAAGCGAGUAAAGAAAUAUGAGAAGGCUUUGAAAUGUUGUUAUUUCAUUGAAAAUUUGUAAUUGAUUUGCGUUUACAUCGCCUGAAGACUGGAAGGAGGAAACUUUCUGUGGAUUCACGGUGUUGUAAUGUCAAAUCCGAGUACAGAAGUUCCUGAAGCUUUGGUCUAGCGAUAAGACGCAUUGAGAGUGUUUACAAAAACAAUUGGUUUUGCAGGUGGAAAUUUGCUUGCGGAGCUCACAUAUCUGCGGCGAAGCUGAGGCUUUAGGUAUAGAAUAAUUAUAAGAGAUGGAAAGGGAAGUGGUGAAGACCAACAAUGGGAGCAGCAACAACAGAGAGAGAGUAGGAGGGGGUGAGGCGCUGUACAGAGGGAGCCCCCCUGAGGCCCGAACGACGUCGGAUUUCGUGUUGCAGUGGGGGAACCGGAAGCGGCCGAGGUGUAUGAAGAUCCAGGUGAAGGACGAGUCUGCCCCGGUUCAGAGGACCACGGUUCGUGUGGACCGGCGGGUCGUCAGAGCCGAUAAAGAGACUCCCAAUCAACAAACCGCCGCUGCCGUGGCCGCCACCACCACAAAUAACGGUAACGGGUACUUUAAUCUUCGUCAACGCCCAGCUUCGCCGUCGGCUCCUCCGCCGCCCCAUCGCGUUCUCAGGAAUUCUGAAGCGAUGAGAGGUCAGAGCAAUGGAGUGAGGGGACUUUCUUCUCCGGACAGAGGAGAGCACAAGGCGCAGGACAGAAAAGGCAACAACCACCACAACAAUGAUAGUAACGGCGGAGGCGGUGGAGGAGCGUCGAACUCGACGGAGACGGCGCACGAUAGCAAGAAGGGAGGGUCGUCGUCGGGGAGCGAAGCGGUGGCGGCGGUGUGGCCCCCGAAGUUCGUGAUCGCGUUGACGAACAAAGAGAAGGAAGAGGAUUUCAUGGCCAUUAAAGGGUCCAAGCUUCCUCAGAGACCCAAGAAGAGAGCCAAGUUCAUUCAACGAACCCUUAACUUGGUGAGCCCGGGGGCAUGGCUGUGUGAUCUGACAUUGGAGCGAUACGAGGUCAGGGAGAAGAAGAUCUCUAAGAAGAGGCCGCGAGGGUUGAAGGCGAUGGGCAACAUGGACUCCGACUCUGAGUAAGGCUCCGGAGGAAAAAUCAAAAUAACAAAAGAAGAAAGAGAAAGGGAAGAAACCUGUUUUUGAAGGGAGGGAGGGGAGGGGAGGGGAGGUGAGGUGGGAGAGCAGUUUAGAAUUACGAGGACGAUGGUUGAUUUGGUACUCUUUUUAAGGUGUUGGGUUUGCCCUUUUUUGGAAUUUUAAUUUUAAAAUAUUAGGUGAGGAGGGAUGGAUGUUUGGUUGCUUCCGUUUGCCAGGGCCCAGGGGGUGGGUAAUGGUGACAAGCCAAAAUCAAAUUAAUGAGAGAAGCAAGGGAUACGUUUCUUUAUGUUCUAAUUCUAUCUAUUCUUUUUUUGGUCCAUGCUUCUCCUCUCUUCCCACAUCUUUUUAUUAGGGUUUUAACGGUACUGUAAUUCUAGUUUUAAAAUUUUAAUGGAUUAGACUUGAUUUUAUUUUGCAAA
Messenger RNA from Malania oleifera, 2214 nucleotides. RefSeq lists its product as uncharacterized. Lineage: Eukaryota; Viridiplantae; Streptophyta; Magnoliopsida; Santalales; Ximeniaceae. The record is from RefSeq and is a predicted model, not a curated record. The transcript is spliced from 8 exons. The coding region runs from base 944 to 1777 and encodes 277 amino acids.